This is a messenger RNA of Gadus chalcogrammus (walleye pollock), 964 nucleotides long. Its product is annotated as serine/threonine-protein phosphatase 6 catalytic subunit-like. Gene Ontology annotation, biological process: peptidyl-serine dephosphorylation; G1/S transition of mitotic cell cycle. Bases 31 to 948 code for a protein of 305 amino acids. NCBI's taxonomy places the organism in Eukaryota, Metazoa, Chordata, Actinopteri, Gadiformes, Gadidae. The record is from RefSeq and is a predicted model, not a curated record. The transcript has 7 exons. Gene Ontology annotation, cellular component: cytoplasm. Gene Ontology annotation, molecular function: protein serine/threonine phosphatase activity.
GAAGCGCUCCGGGGGCUCAUCCACGGUACAAUGGCGCCUCUGGACCUGGAUAAAUAUGCGGAGAUCGCAAAGCAGUGUAAAUACCUCCCAGAGAACGACCUCAAGAGAUUAUGCGACUAUGUGUGUGACCUACUGCUGGAAGAAUCCAACGUCCAGCCCGUAUCCACCCCCGUCACAGUAUGUGGGGACAUCCACGGACAGUUCUAUGACCUCUGUGAGCUCUUCAGGACAGGCGGUCAGGUCCCAGACACAAACUACAUCUUCAUGGGGGACUUUGUGGACCGGGGGUAUUACAGUCUGGAGACGUUCACAUACCUGCUGGUCCUGAAAGCCAAGUGGCCGGACCGCAUCACCCUACUCCGGGGGAACCACGAGAGCCGGCAGAUCACACAGGUGUACGGCUUCUAUGAUGAAUGCCAAACCAAAUAUGGAAAUGCCAACGCCUGGAGAUACUGUACCAAAGUAUUCGACAUGUUGACAGUUGCUGCACUGAUGGAUGAGCAAGUGUUGUGUGUACACGGUGGUCUAUCGCCUGACAUCAAAACGUUGGACCAGAUCCGAACCAUCGAAAGGAACCAGGAGAUCCCCCACAAGGGGGCGUUCUGUGACCUGGUGUGGUCCGACCCGGAGGACGUGGACACCUGGGCCAUCAGUCCAAGAGGCGCCGGCUGGCUGUUUGGGGCGAAGGUCACCAACGAGUUUGUCCACAUCAACAACCUGAAGCUGAUCUGCAGGGCCCACCAGCUGGUCCACGAGGGCUACAAGUUCAUGUUUGAUGAGAAGCUGGUGACGGUGUGGUCCGCCCCCAACUACUGCUACCGCUGUGGGAACAUCGCCUCCAUCAUGGUGUUCAAGGACGCCAGCACCCGGGAGCCCAAGCUGUUCCGCGCCGUCCCUGACUCGGAGCGGGUCAUCCCCCCUCGCACCACCACGCCCUACUUCCUCUGAAGACCCUUAAUGACCC